AUGGGGAACUACAAGAAAGGCGAGCAAAUAACAACCCUUCCAGUGUACUGCGUUGUGCCAGUGUUUGUCGAAGACGAGAACUCUAAUUUUUCUGUAGAUUUGCCUUUAUUUGAUGCCGACUCUUCUGCUGUACCGGCUCUGCCGAAACCCAGCUUUCCUAAAGAUUUACGAUCCCGUCUCCGGCGUCAUUUUCAGGUUGUACAUACAGACGAUUCGCAUCUUGUCUAUGCCAUAACAUCAUCACUAUCGCUUCUGUUUAUGGAGGACGAUUUUCAAGUGAACACAAUUCUCGAUGGCCUCCCAUCAUACGCUCACGAUAUCUUCGACGAAAACGUUUCUAUCAUCCAUUUUUGGAAGUGUGUGGCUAAUAAAAUCAGCUUGGAAAGGUGGAAAAGUCUUGUACAAAAAGUGUAUCAAAAUCAGUACAUACUAUGGAUAGAUCACCCCUUGCAGGACUACGCUUCGCGUCAGAUACCACUAUUGAACUCCACUCAAAGACAACUUCUUGCGCGUCGACUAGAUCUAUCCCCGAAACGAUCUUCUGUACUGUCUUUGAUCAAGUUGAUACACGACAAGUACACUCCUCGACCAUACGGAGUUAUUUGUAAAUUACGUAGGGUGCAAUUGAUGCAUUCCUGCGUCCCGUCUGCACAGCUGGAAAUGGUUUCUGGUGGCAAGGAGAUUGGGGUUAUGGCACUUUUUGAUACUGUAGAAAACGAUCCCGUAUCUAUCUGUGCUAUUGAAAAUAAUAGGUCAAUCGAGCAGCGAGAUCGCCUGGUGGAACAGCGUUCGGGCGAAUCUUGUAGUUGCCUACGAUGCCGGUACGAAGUCGACCCUUCUCGACUGCUAAGCGAACUCAACACAUCGCAGCAAAAGAUCUUGGCUCGCUUCUAUAUGUUUUCUGGUAUGCCACACGAGGCAAAACUGCUGUACGAUAAGGCUUUGAAGGAUGAACCGGAAAAUCCCGAGUUGUGGCACGCCCUCGGCGCUGUGGCACUUUCGACUUGUAGCUUUCUCGAGGCGCAACGGAUUUGGAAGCGAGCAGUGGACAUGUAUCCUGAGGCGUGCAGCAAGCAUGCGGGCAUUUCCCUCCAAAAUAAAAAAAUGCGAGCCUACCAAUACUGGGGACAGGCAAGCGAGACGAAGCUCCCUCCAGUUCCGACCACGUGGAAGCCACUUUUACCCCAAGCCUUCCUUGCGAAAGCACUUGACGAAACGACGUGCAAGCAGAUUAUAGUCUGGGCCGAAAGCGCCCGCUGGACUCAGCAACGCCAUUAUGCAGUGCCCACGUACGAUGUCCCUGUUCAUCAAGUUGAACCUCUGUUGCAGUGGUUUCGCCACUGGUUUCAAACCGCAAUGGCUCCAACACUUGCAGACCAGUUUGGUACUUCCUCCAACUAUUAUGUGCAUGAUGCAUUUUGUGUUCGGUACGAGGCUGGCCAGUCCUCCAAUCAUUUGCCAGUCCACACCGACGAGUCUACCCACUCAUUCGUACUGGCGUUGAACGAGGACUACGAAGGAGGAGUGACAAACAAGCGACGCUACGUAAUAGCUGCAUUCCUUUACCACGAUGAUGGAAGCAGCAGUCCACUGGCCCGUCUUCGGAAGAGAAAGGCAAUUAUACUCAAAAACACGAUUCGUGAGUCGAAGCAACAACGAACGGCCUUUUCAUUUUGUUUCGACACAUCUCGCUGA
Molecule: messenger RNA, 1695 nt
Organism: Phaeodactylum tricornutum CCAP 1055/1
Lineage: Eukaryota; Bacillariophyta; Bacillariophyceae; Surirellales; Neidiaceae
Exons: 2
Coding region: 1-1695 (564 amino acids)
Molecular function (GO): protein binding
Source: RefSeq, a predicted model, not a curated record